AUGCGAGUACAACCAGGCUAUGUGAUCUGCAUCGCCCAGACUCAACCAAACUGGACGACAGUGACCCACCUUUCCCCCAACACGCUGGACAUGGUCUCGAGAUCCCUGCAGCAUGCAGCAUUCCCAUUCUUCGUUCAGUACCUUGCUGAUGACAUCCUUCACCCCAAAACCAACGGGAGUCACAACAUUUACACGGCGAUUUCUGCAAGUUCGUUUAUCCCGCUGUGCGUCAUACGCUCUUUGAUCCGUGUCCGUUUUGUCUGUUUAGACGAGGAGCUGUUUGGAGCUGAGGCUGUCCCCUGGUCAACAGUCGGUCUGGCGAUACUAAAAACAGAGAAUCGCACUAGUGAUAUUUUGACCGAGUUCUGGUUCAUGUUCACCCGGUCCUGGUAUUUUCCUAAUUUGGGCUCAGAUUCCGCACACCGAAACAGUCUUGAACGGAUUCACAAUAAUACGGCCGUGGAUCGGAUCUUCUCUGGUAUUCAGCCAACCGGGACACCUCAUCUGGGUAACUACCUUGGAGCCAUUCAGAACUGGGUGAAUCUGCAGGAGGAGUGCGGCUCAGUGCUCUACAGCAUUAUGGACAUGCACUCUCUCACCAUGCCCAGGGAGCCAGCUCUCCUGCGCCAGAACAUACUGGACACCACUGCUGCCGUCCUUGCCUGCGGUGUUGACCCAAAGAAGUGUCUCCUGUUCCGACAGUCGCUGGUUCCUGAGCACACAGAACUUGCUUGGAUUCUUGGGUGCUUGACUAACGUGCCACGUCUGCUGCGCUUGCCCCAGUGGAAGAUGAAGCGUACCAGCCAGAAUAAUGAAGGAACCGUUGGUUUGUUGACUUACCCUGUGCUUCAAGCAGCAGAUAUUUUGCUGUACAAGUCGACACAUGUUCCCGUUGGAGAAGAUCAAGUCCUGCACCUGGAACUGGCCCAAGAUAUAGCACAACAGUUCAACAAGAAAUACGGAGAAUUCUUUCCUGUGCCCAAAGCCAUUUUAAGUACAACAAAGAAAAUAAAAUCCCUCAGAGAUCCAACAGCGAAGAUGUCCAAGUCAGACCCGCAGAAGUUAGCUACCGUUAACAUAGCGGACAGCCCUGAUGAAAUAGUGCUGAAAUUCCGCAAAGCUGUGACUGACUUUACCUCUGAGGUGACCUACGACCCGGCCAGUCGCCCUGGUGUCUCCAAUCUGGUGUCCAUUCAUGCUGCAGUGACGGGGCUUAGCAUCAAAGAAGUGCUACACCAAGCUGCUGGUCUCGACACUGCUCACUACAAAAUGGUGGUAGCGGAGUCAGUUAUUCAAAAAUUUGCACCUAUCAGGAAUGAAAUCAAGAAACUCCAGGAAGACACAUCCCAUCUGGUAAAGGUUUUGGAGGAUGGAGCAGAGAAAGCCAAAGAACUGGCUGCCCCCAUCUAUCAAGAAAUAAGACGACUGGUGGGAUUUCAGUAG
This is a messenger RNA of Nipponia nippon (crested ibis), 1443 nucleotides long. The record is from RefSeq and is a predicted model, not a curated record. NCBI's taxonomy places the organism in Eukaryota, Metazoa, Chordata, Aves, Pelecaniformes, Threskiornithidae.